Pungitius pungitius (ninespine stickleback) is the source of this 2123-nucleotide messenger RNA. It is a transcript of the gene ywhae1, whose product is annotated as tyrosine 3-monooxygenase/tryptophan 5-monooxygenase activation protein, epsilon polypeptide 1. Gene Ontology annotation, molecular function: phosphoserine residue binding. NCBI's taxonomy places the organism in Eukaryota, Metazoa, Chordata, Actinopteri, Perciformes, Gasterosteidae. The record is from RefSeq and is a predicted model, not a curated record. Gene Ontology annotation, biological process: regulation of mitotic cell cycle; signal transduction; intracellular protein localization. Gene Ontology annotation, cellular component: cytoplasm. Bases 271 to 1041 code for a protein of 256 amino acids. The transcript is spliced from 6 exons.
GAGUGAACCGGGGCGGCGCAGGAGGCAUCGGCGCUGCUGGAGAUUCGUGUGCGUAUGUGCAGCGCCCCGAUGAGACCGGCCGCCAUCUUUACUCCCAUCAACUGCACAUCGCUGCCGGUGGGGCGGAACACCAACUCGCAUCAUCCACCCAGUUGAUUUCUAGGAACCUGGCGCACCACCGUGCUCUCUCUCUCUCUCUCGCCAAAGAAUUAGCCCGCUUUUCGAACCCGUUCGCCACCCUUCCCCGCCCGGCUGCACCUCGAACACACGAUGGGAGAGCGAGAGGACCUCGUUUACCAGGCGAAGCUGGCCGAGCAGGCAGAGCGAUACGACGAGAUGGUGGUGUCUAUGAAGAACGUGGCGGGCAUGGACGUGGAGCUCACAGUGGAGGAGAGGAACCUACUAUCAGUGGCCUACAAGAAUGUGAUCGGAGCCCGGAGAGCCUCCUGGCGGAUAAUCAGCAGCAUCGAGCAGAGGGAGGAGAGCAAGGGCGCCGAGGAGAAACUCAAGAUGAUCCGGGAGUACAGGCAAACGGUUGAGAAGGAGCUGAAGACGAUCUGUGGUGACAUCCUGGAUGCACUGGACAGACACCUACUCCCCUCUGCUGUCAUGGGAGAGUCUAAGGUCUUCUACAACAAAAUGAAGGGUGACUACCACAGGUACCUGGCGGAGUUUGCCACCGGCAACCACAGAAAGGAGGCAGCAGAGAACAGCCUGGUGGCCUACAAGACCGCCACGGACCUCGCCAUGUCGGAGCUCCCACCCACGCACCCCAUCCGCCUCGGCCUCGCCCUCAACUUCUCCGUCUUCUACUACGAGAUCUUAAACUCCCCCGACCGCGCCUGCAGGUUGGCAAAGGCUGCGUUCGACGACGCCAUCGCAGAGCUGGACACACUGAACGAAGACAGCUACAAGGACUCCACACUCAUCAUGCAGUUGUUACGUGACAACCUGACACUAUGGACUUCAGACAUGCAGGGAGAAGCAGGUGAAGAACCAAACAAAGAGGCACUGCAGGACGUGGAGGACGAGGCCCAGUGAGAGUCCCCCUCCAACAGCCAACAACUUGAGACCCCCCCCACCCACCCACCCUUCCUCACCAUCCUCCUCUUCCUCCGCUCCCCCCUUUUUCCUUUCUCCCACCUCUCCAGCUCCGAGGGCCCAGCAGGGCCCAGGAGCCAACAAGUUUAUUUUUCUCUUCUUUUUUAUUUUUAUAUUAGCCCUUACAUCAUUCAAGUAAAUAGCACUUAAUUGAGACAGGAAAUACAACGUUAGAGAAGUCAAAGAUAAAGAGAGACCCUGGGUUGUUUUUGUUUUUUGUCCUGGUACAAGCGGUUCUGAUCUGUUAUCUUUGUUCAUUGUUGUGUUUUUGUUUGGGAUUUUUUUGUUGCUUUUUCCUCGAUAUUUUUAUCAGUUGCUGGAUUUAUUGAGAAUGUUUUUUCUUAAUGUAAUUUCAGAAAUUAACUUUUAUUACUGAUAAGGUUGAGUAUUAGUUACGGGAGCUAUUUUAUCUGUUUUUAGUGAAAUGUAAUGCAAAUCAUUAUGUUUUUUGGGGAGGGCGGGGGGGCAGUUUGGAAAACUACAAGUGCCCUUUUCGUUAACUUUGGUUUUUGCGGGGACGUUGGCGGUGUCCAUGCGGGCGAAGACGGGCUCGACUUUUCCACCCUAGUGAUUCUGUUGUCAUGUUUUCGUGGUUGUCCUUGGACUUUGUGCUGAAAUACUGUAACUGUGCACACAUGCUGAACCUCUGCAGUCCACUUACCGCUAGCUGGUGGCUCUAAUUAAAUGAGUUUUUAAAAAGUGUCUGGAUUCGGCCCGGUACCCUCGACGGAGAACCCUGAAAUGGAGAAGGAGCGUCAGUGCUUGCAUGAGUUGACACAUUUUUCUUUUCUGCUUUUUCUCCCCCUACUUUUCUGUUUUCCUCUUCGAAAGCUCCUCUAAAUUGAGGGGUUUUAAUUAGUUUUCCGGGUUCCUCUGUUUCUCCUGUUUUUUGCUUCAUUAUGUGUAACUUGGAGCUGAUUUGUACUACUGGAUAUCUGACUGGAGCCACAAACAGGGAAUCUGUAUUGUUCUUACUGAAACACAGCAUGGAAUUAACAUUAAACAAUCUAAAUUAAACGUUA